AGGGCCCUAAUCACAGGCCAACCGCCAACCUCCCAAUACCAUAUGCGUUGAGAGCACUUGUCAGUCUGUGGGAGGGGGGAGAUUAACAAAAGAUUCUCACUUCAUAUUCAUAUCUUGAUUAUUUAUUUCAUCUUCCUUGAUUGUUACUUGGCAACUAAUUAAGGUAAGGAGGUAAGCUUUUAUAUCACUCUCGACUCUUCAUCAUUCACUCAUCCGAACAAAAAAAGAAGAAGAAAUGGUUAAGAAGCAAGAGUUCUUGGAGCAAAAUGGAGUCGGUGAACUCCUCAACAAGGAGGUCUCUCGCUCCGAUUUCCCUCCUAAUUUCGUCUUUGGAACCGCUACUUCUGCCUAUCAGAUUGAAGGGGCCUGGCAAACGGAUGGUAAGGGUCCGAGUAUAUGGGAUGCUUUUACACAUAUUGAAGGAAAAGUUCUCGACAAAAAGACUGGUGAUGUUGCAGUGGAUCAUUAUCACCGAUAUAAGGAAGAUAUUGACCUUAUAGCCAAGCUUGGAUUUGAUGCUUAUCGAUUUUCCAUAUCGUGGUCCCGUAUCUUCCCUGAUGGUUUGGGAGCCAAAGUCAAUGAGGAAGGAAUUACUUUCUACAACAACAUUAUUGAUUCUCUUCUUGAAAAGGGUAUUCAGCCCUAUAUAACUCUAUACCAUUGGGAUCUUCCCCUGCAUCUUCAAGAGUCAUUAGGAGGGUGGUUAAAUAAGCAAAUUAUAGAGUACUUUGCAAUCUAUGCCGAGGCUUGCUUUGCGAGUUUUGGUGAUAGAGUUAAGAACUGGAUUACAAUCAAUGAGCCCCUCCAGACUGCAGUGAAUGGACAUGAUACUGGAAUAUUUGCUCCCGGAAGAAAUGAACAAUCAUCCACAGAACCAUAUGUUGUUGCUCACUACCAAAUCUUGGCUCAUGCGGCUGCUGUUUCCAUAUACCGGAGGAAGUACCAGGACAAGCAAGGGGGGCAAAUAGGUUUGGUGGUAGACUGUGAAUGGGCAGAGGCAAAUUCGGAUAAAAUUGAAGAUAAAAAUGCUGCAGCAAGGCGUCUUGAUUUUCAGCUUGGAUGGUUCUUGGAUCCUUUAUACUUCGGAGAUUAUCCUCAAUCUAUGCGUGAACAACUUGGAGAUAAACUUCCGAAAUUCUCACAGGAAGAUAAGGAAUUGCUUAGGAACUCAAUUGACUUUGUAGGUCUGAAUCAUUAUACCACAAGGUUUAUUGCUCAUGCAACAGAAAGUCCAGAGGAAUUUUCUUUUUAUAAGGCACAACAAAUGGAGAGAAUCGUUGAAUGGGAAGGGGGUGAGCCAAUUGGUGAGAAGGCAGGAUCACCGUGGCUUUAUGUAGUUCCUUGGGGAAUCCGGAAGACUCUCAGUCAGAUUGCACAGAGAUACAACAAUCCCCCAGUAUAUGUCACUGAAAAUGGCAUGGAUGACGAAGACAAUGAUUCUGCCUCACUUCAUGAGAUGUUGGAUGACAAAAUGAGAGUCAAUUACUUUAAGACAUACCUUGCUGCAAUUGCUCAGGCAGUCAAGGACGGAGCGGAUGUGAGAGGAUACUUUGCAUGGUCAUUAUUGGACAACUUUGAGUGGGAUAGAGGUUAUACCAAACGUUUUGGUUUAAUCUAUGUUGACUAUAAGAAUGGACUCGCUCGACACCCAAAAUCUUCUGCUUACUGGUUCGCACGGUUCCUCAAAGCUGUUGAAGGGAAAUAUGGGAAAGAAGAGUAGUAGUAACGCUUGCAUCAUCACUUGCAUGAUAUCAAGUCUCUGCUAUGGAUGUGUGUGGCCUUGCCAAGAUUUAAAGGUCUGCCUUUUGUCCUUACUAAUUCUGGCUGUUAUAAAUCUAUAUUUCACUGGAAGUUGCUUCAUGAAGCAAUAUGUUUAUGGUCCCAAGUCGAGGGGUCUGUUUCGACUCUUGAUUUCUGUAAAAUUUGAGAGGUCAUAACUCUCUGCAAUGCUUGUUCCAUUAUUAAAUUACUUACACACCCAA
This is a messenger RNA of Tripterygium wilfordii, 1982 nucleotides long. RefSeq names its product beta-glucosidase 42. The record is from RefSeq and is a predicted model, not a curated record. Bases 236 to 1720 code for a protein of 494 amino acids. NCBI's taxonomy places the organism in Eukaryota, Viridiplantae, Streptophyta, Magnoliopsida, Celastrales, Celastraceae. Gene Ontology annotation, molecular function: beta-glucosidase activity. Gene Ontology annotation, biological process: cellulose catabolic process. The transcript is spliced from 13 exons.